This is a messenger RNA of Ochlerotatus camptorhynchus, 1993 nucleotides long. RefSeq lists its product as uncharacterized. The transcript is spliced from 5 exons. The coding region runs from base 123 to 1751 and encodes 542 amino acids. Lineage: Eukaryota; Metazoa; Arthropoda; Insecta; Diptera; Culicidae. The record is from RefSeq and is a predicted model, not a curated record.
CCGCUUCGUCCGAUUGCACUCAUAUCGAUGGUUCUCUAUCGUUUGUUGUUUUAGGAAAAAUGCAGUUGUAAACAUUUAUCAUAAUUUCAAUCGUGCCAGUUCGGUUGUUUCAAUUUUCGAUAAUGCCGAAGCAAAAGUGGACUACAAGUGGUAAACAGUACUGCGCCGAGCCGGAACAUGAUCCGUACGAGCUGUUGUACAGAAAAUCGGACAUCUUCUACGAAUACCUGAACGAUGCACCGUGCAAGGUUCCAAACGUCGAGGAACACCUUGCCGACCCGAUGGAAUUGCUAGAGACUAUAGAUAGUAUCGAUCUACCGGCGCACCGGCUGACGGGAAAGGUACGGCUGCAGUACUUGAAUUUCUUGGAAAAAUUACUGGAAAAUAACUACGAUGCAUGGUCCAGUACGGUGGAACCGUAUGAAAGUGUAACAUUCACACCAGAUGAGGUGAAAAGAUGCGCUGCAAGUAUUGAAAUGAAAGCGGUGCAGUCCUGUAUGAUCAUGUCAUUGUAUCGAAAUUACGUUCUCAAGUUGAUCUCGCAAAUUCGUAAGGAAACCAAAGAAGUUAGCCUGCACCCGACCCUUAUCAACAUGAAGUUCACACCAAAGAUAAUUAAGAAAGAAUGCUCCCAUGUAGCAGUCCAAACCGAUCCGUAUGAGGAACCCUAUAGCAUACAAGCAAAUAUGGUAAAUUUUCUCGAAAGCAAUGAUCUUCCACUUCUGGAUGUACCUGCGAUGUCUCUGGAUGAGAAAAUUCGCAAUUUUGAACGUAAAAUGCAACUAACUAGCCCGGAGCUAAGGGCUAAAAAAAGUAAACGUGAAAAAAGCAGACGCAAGGAACGAUCCCGAUCUCGUAAUAGGGAUCGUUCGUCUUCCCACAUGGAAAGGAAGGACAAUUCAUGCUAUUCAUUGCACCAUGAAGGGGAAGACAAUCUGAAAGAUCAGCAGCGAAAGCCAAUAGAUACCUUGAUGUCCCCUAUUACCAAGCUUCCUGAGCCAGGAAACGAUGGUGCUCAAGACGAUCAAAUUAUGCGAGAAUUGGAAGCUAUGUUCGAAACUGGCGACAAUGGAAACAUAUUUGAUUCCUGUGAAAAUCAAGUUCAAAUCAAUGCCAUCAUCAACGAGAUUGAAAAGUUUGAACCUACAAAUGCAUGUGAACAUUCUUCCUCAACACGUAAGCCACCUAAUCAGCAGAUCCUUGAAGUUCAACAAGAAAUUCUUGAAUUGCAAUCCCCCAAAUACGACUUUGACGAUGCACACACUGGUUUGCUUGUAUCUAAAGAGUAUUCCAAGCUUGGAUCUAGCGAGGAAAAGAAGGCUGACCUUAAGAAAAGCCUAUGGCCAUGUGAAUUGCAUAUGCAGAAAACAAAACUACGGGAACUACUGAGCAAUAUUGCCGAUAUGAACUAUCUGAGGUACGAACGUAUCCGCGCUCGGUUUGUGAUUUUUUUCGGCGAAUACGAAGAAGAAGAGGAUGAAUUGGGUCCGUACAGUCCAUCGAUUGAGUUAAAUGAAAUAUUGGUGUCUAGCUGUCGUCAGCGGAUUGCAAAAUGGGUUGUGCAAGCGCUAAUGAAGCCACUAAAUGAUGGUCUAAUUGCCAAUAGGUUCCUGUUCAAAAGACUCGCCAAACAUGUGGCAGAUAAUAUCAUUUAUUUGAACCAGUAUCCGGAUCAACGUUUUAUCAAAAACUACGUGGUGGAUUAUUUCUGUACGCAUACUUUUAUUUCCUCGGUAGAAGAUAUGAAUUAGAUUUGUCCUAGGGGGUCCUAUGUGCGUAGUUUGCUGUUUCAUAAAAUCCUAAACUUACAGGCAGUGAUAUCAUCGAUCUAUUUUUUUCAUGAUCCAAUGGAAGGAAUGCAACAAUCGAUGCAUUUAAAAUUAUUGUAGCAAUUAACAAUGAUGUAAUUCUGUGAAUUAUCUAACUUACGUUACUUUAAAUAUAGUUUUGAUUUAUUUUUUGAAGCAUUUCAAAAUAAAUAGUGAAGCUCUUA